Messenger RNA from Eremomyces bilateralis CBS 781.70, 2067 nucleotides. RefSeq names its product serine/threonine protein kinase. Lineage: Eukaryota; Fungi; Ascomycota; Dothideomycetes; Eremomycetales; Eremomycetaceae. Gene Ontology annotation, molecular function: ATP binding; protein kinase activity. The record is from RefSeq and is a predicted model, not a curated record. The transcript has 2 exons. Gene Ontology annotation, cellular component: site of double-strand break; cytoplasm; nucleus. The coding region runs from base 238 to 1809 and encodes 523 amino acids. Gene Ontology annotation, biological process: mitotic G2 DNA damage checkpoint signaling; protein phosphorylation.
GGCGCACCAACCCCCCGAAUCCCAGCAAAGAUCCGCCCCAGCCAGGGCCCCAAAGCCCCCGAUAGCCACAACGACCGCGUCAACGGUUGACUUUGUCGGCGCGUCUCCCCACCACGAACCACUUGCCCUGUGUUUAUCUUCCAUCGAUGGUAUCAAAUACCGGUAAGUACGUACUUCAAUGGCGCCCCUGGGAGUAAGUUACGCAACGCUUGCGAUGACAUCUCUAACAUUCUUCUAAUGUAUCUUCAGAGCCAAGUCGAGGAACCAAUCAACCUCCCCUUCCGCCUCGUUUCUGGAACUAUUGGGCAAGGAGCAUACGCAUUCAUCCGAAAAGCCUGUCCCCUCAAAGACGUAAAACCCAUCAUCGCCGUCAAAUUUAUCAAUAAAGAACAAGCCUUCCGAAUCGGACGAUUGACGCAAAAGAAGCUCGAAAACGAAGUCAUCCUGCACAAGCACCUGGGGAAGCACCAGAACAUCAUAGAAUGCAUCGGUUUCGGAGGCGAUCCGAGCUGGCUAUGGAUCCAGAUGGAGCUGGCUGAAGGCGGCGAUCUGUUCGACAAGAUCGAGGCUGAUGAAGGCGUGGGGGACCGGGUGGCACACCUGUACUUCACCCAGUUGAUCAAUGCGGUCAGCUAUAUGCACGACAAGGGGAUCGCGCAUCGCGACUUGAAACCGGAGAAUAUCUUGCUGUCCGGCGGGGGGAAUCUGAAGCUCGCGGAUUUUGGACUAGCCACUUUGUUUCGGCACCGGAAUAUCGAAAAGCGGUGUACGACGGUUUGCGGAAGCCCGCCCUACAUCGCGCCGGAAGUCCUGGCCCAGAGGUCGAACAAGAAAGGAAACGAGCUAGAAUCGGGGUACCAGGCCGAUAAGGUGGACAUCUGGUCAUGCGGAAUCGUAUUGUUUGUCCUCCUGGUCGGCAACACGCCGUGGGAUGAGCCGACGAUGAACAGUUACGAGUUCAUGGAGUUCGUCAAAUUGGAGGGACGAACGACGGACGAGCUAUGGACGAAACUGGACUCCUCGGUCACGUCCUUACUGAGAGGCAUGUUGAAGCUUGACAGUGCCCAACGCUUCUCGCUGCAAGAGGUCCGGACCCAUCCUUGGUUCACGGAGCGGAACCCUUACCUCGACGCGCGUGGGAGGAUCGCGAAUCCGGUGGUGCUGGCGACGCAAAUGCUCGAAUCCUUACACAUUGACUUCGACUCCAAGCCGACUUUCACACCGCAUCGAAUGGACGCCAUGGACAUGGACCAACCACAAAUCAGCAUGACGCAGCCCGAGACACUGGUCGGGGAGAUGUCACUGGACUGGGAACGGGUGCCUCACUUCCAGGAGGGCGUGAGUCUCAGCCAGCCGACCGAUAUCCGAAGCGGCGGCACGAUCUCGCAUUCGCUCCUGAGCUACCUAGCCGAAGAUCCGUCGCUGUCGCAAUUCACCGCUACGCCCGCCGUCCCCUUGACGCUGACCCAGCAGGCGAGGCAUUUCAAGGACAUCAUGCCAUCGUUCUCCCUCACUCGAUUCGUCUCGCCCCGAUCCCUGACGCUGCUUCUCCCUCUGCUUAAAGAGGCAAUGCAUCGCUUGGGUAUACCGGCAACGGAACGAAUCACGGACAGUGGAGCCGUCGUCGAAGUCAAGACCAUCGACGGACGGAAGCAGGCUCUGGCGGGAGCUAUUUUGGUGGAGCGAUAUAACAAUGAGCUGCUGGAGGUCCGAUUCCUGAAGAAAAAGGGUGACCCUCUGGAGUGGCGGCGGUUGUUCAAGAAGGUGGUGAUCCUUUGCAAGGACGCCAUUGCCGUCCCGGAGCAUUGAAUGCGGGAAUUGUUUGUAUAUCAUGAUGUCGGGAUGGGUGUUGAAUGACAUGUACGAGGUAUGAGGAUAAACCCGUCUAUAUCUACGGCGUCCUAUAUAAUGCCAGAAUGAAGCCCUUUCGGGAGUCGCCGAAAACCGACCACUUUUUAUGUAUCACGCAUUCCCACACUUAUACAUAGAACAUGGCUAUGCUUCCAUUUGACGUCCUACAAACUCGACUUCAGCGCCUCGAUAGCGUGGUCGAUAUCCGUUCGGUCC